This is a messenger RNA of Drosophila kikkawai, 3553 nucleotides long. Lineage: Eukaryota; Metazoa; Arthropoda; Insecta; Diptera; Drosophilidae. The record is from RefSeq and is a predicted model, not a curated record.
AAUGUUUACCAAAUGAGCGUCGACAAUUACGCGACCAAUUGACGAGAUCGUGUGUGUUGUUGUUGUUAUCCCCCCCAAUCAAACGAGAAUAUGUAAAAAGGAGGCGACGCGCGGCGAAAAAAGGAAUUUUUUUGUGUACUACAGCGGCGUUUUGUUGUUGUUGCUGUUGGCGUUGGCGUCGUGCAUUUGCUUUUGUUUUGUACCUCUCGGUGCUGGUGUUGGUGUGUGUGUGUUUGCGUCUGUGUUGUUGCUGUGCUUGUGAUUGGAAAAAAUAAGUAAGAAAAACGCCGGAAAACAGCAAAAAAACCAAAGCGAAACUAAGGCUGGCGCUCAAGAAGAAACAAAGUAGGAAAAUUGCCCAUUUUCCAGUUUCCCUUUUGCUGCGUGAAAAGUGAAAAGUUUAAUUUACUAAACAAAGCGGCAAACAGUAUGCGUGUGGCUGUGUGGGUGUUUGCGUGUGUGUGAGUGUGUCUGUGCGUCUGUGUCUCUAGUUUUUGCAAUUCCCACUGCACACGCUCUUUCGUGUUGGAUUAUUGGAUUAUACCGCCAAUAACGGCACACGCACAACAACAACAAAAGCACGGCAAAUUCCAACAACAAGAAAAAGCUAUAAAAAAAGGAGAGCGCAGACGACGCUGGGAUUAAUCAUUAAUGUCCUGAGAGAAAGAUAAGGAGCAACGUGGAAUCUAGAAAAAGGAAACAGAAGAGGAAGCAGCAGCAGACGGCAACAAGAAGAAGACGGCAAAAGAUACAAGUCCGUUUCACUUCUGCUGCCUCCUGCUGAAUCCUUGGUCCUUUCGUGCGUCCCUUUCUGCUAAUUGCUUUGUGUGCCAGGCUACUUUCUCCUCCUCGCUAAGCAGGCCAGAUCCUUCUACACUCAAGGCUCAAGAUACUUACGCCAGAGGACGGAGCGAUACGGCCGAUACGGAGCGAUACCUGAAGAACUGCAGAGCUGCAGCUGCGGUGUGCAUUUUCCCUCGAAGCAUCAUCCACAAUUAGCGCCAUCGGAGCCGAGGAGCCAAGUAGCAACCAAUGGAACAUGUUGAUGCCGGUGCGGGAGUACAACAAGCACAUAGCCAAAAUACCAAAUUGCAAGAUGAGGCAGCGGCCAGCGCUUAGAGCGGCGUUCGUCUGGAUGUGCUCGCUUCCGUUUUUGCUGCUGCUGCUAGUGCUGCUCCUCGACGUGGCCCAGGCUCUGGAUCCAGCGGCCAGUGGAGCCGGGAGUUCAGGAACUGGAGGAGCAGGAGGUGGUGCUACUUCUACUGCCGGCGGAAAUGGCGGUGCAAGUGGAGGCAGCCUGAGCAGUGGACCGCCCACACUCAUUGCCAAUCUCACGGAACAGGGCAGUCCCGGUGUGUAUAAUUCGACAAUGGGUUAUAAUGCUAAUUACAUGUAUAUAUAAUAUACAUAUAUAUGGCGUUUAUGUGGCUGUUUAGCUGACCUUUGUAACUUUUAAUACCCCUCCCAUAACGAAAGCGAUGCCGCCAUUUUGGCAUUUGAAGGCAGGUUUAUGCCAGGAAAAUAUGAUGAAAACAGCAUAUAUAUUUUUUAAAUUCAACAAAUAGUGGUCUAAAUUAUAAAAUUGUACAUCUGUAAAGUGACCAAAGCUAUCAAAAUUUUCUAUACGGCAAGGCUUCUCCUAAUGUUUCUUUAUAAAACAUCAUUAAAGAGGCAAAACAAGUGGGUUCUUACUUACUUUUAAAAAUAUUUAAAAAUCAAGAAAUGAUUUCGAAAUAUAAAAGCAAACCUUUAUAUCCAAAUUGCGUGACCAGAUUUUCAGAAUUCACCAAGGUGGCAACCUUAUUCCUUGUGUUUUUCACGAACUCGGUCACACUUAAUUUGGCUAAUUUCAAAAGCCCGUGUAAACAUGGAAUGUGUUUGUGCACCAAUAUUUGUGUGCGUUUCCUUGUGCGCAUUUCCGGUUUCCGCUUCCGCUGGCUCGCUCGCUAGCCAAGCGGGUGGCAAAAACUAUUAGCCACUUGGCGCUAAAUAACCACGCCCACGACCCACAGCACCCCCCCAUUCGAGGCAAAACACUAAGCAUCAAUUAACCCAAUUUUCAGAAUCCAUUUUCACCUGCAGUUAAGUUGGGAAAAGCUUUUGGCUUUUUCACAGUAUUUUUCUAGCUGCGUGUUCGCAGUACCUUUAUACAUAUGUAUGCAUGUUUUUUUUUCGAGAGAGAGAGAGAGAGUUUUUCCUUUACCUUUGCCCAAGCAAAUGCCCAAGUGACGGUGUCGAAACCAAGUUCCAACUCCCAAAGUCCCCCAAGCCGCCCACCUAAUCCCAUCGAAUAAUGCUGGCCUGGCCACUCUUGUCCAGACUUUUGUUGCCUUCUCUUCCACCAUUUCUUUCGCAGGCGUUGGCUCGAUUGUUGUAGUUUGGUUUGGUUUUGGAUCUGGAUUUGGAUCUGGAGUGGUCGUCGCUGGAGUGGAAGCUGCAAUAAUAAUUAAUCCAUUGAUUUUACAAUAUUUUUUUUCAGCUUUAAUAAUUUACCUUAAUAAAUAUGCAUUCUUUCGCAGCAUUUAACAAUGAAUAUUUAAACAAACAUAACCUUUUUUUGCAGCCCAUAUAGGUCUUUUUUUUAUUGUUUAUUUUGUAUAAUAGUUGCCUUUUUGGUGUGGAUCCAAUUACAAAUUGAUGAGCAGGUAAUGAACGCAAAAAAACAAAUAAGGACACAAUAUACAAAAAAAAAAAAAAAACGAUAAUUUUAAUUUGGAAACGCUACUUGUGUUGCCAACUUUGAUUUGCAUGUAAUGUCAUAAAUAAUUCAUUCGAACGCAUUCAACAUUUAUACAUAAUUCCAUCUGCCUCGUUUUGUUCUAGCUGUCGCUAUUAAUCAAAUUAUCCGUAUACUAUGUGCAUUUUUAACGGUCUGGUUUUUCUCUUCUCUCUUUUUUCUUUUUGUUGUUGUCAUAACGUUUAUGCAGCCGCCUGGAAAUUCGGUGUGACAGAGCAGAGAGCAGGCGGUCAUAAACUACUGCAGAAUGCGGGUGGCCAUAAGAACUGACGCUUGAUUGAUUCUCCCAGCCACGAGGGACACCUGGAACGCGCGAUGCCAGAUGUCAGGGAUAAUAAAUUUAGGUGACAACACUCGAGAGAUACAUUGUGUAUUGCUGGAAGUUUGGAAUCGUUUGAAAAAUAGGAGUUUGGAGAUUAAAAAGUUUGAAAUAAGUUUUUUAAUUAAUUAGAUUUUUGGUAAACUAAAAGUUAAAUCUAAAUUGUUACCCUAUCCUAAAUUAUAACUAAAUUAUAACUUCCCAUAAUGAUAAGUAAAAUGUUUAAAAAUAUAUAAGAAUUACUUUAAAUGUGACCAUGGUUUUCUGAAAUUACCAAUGUGACCUUUACUUUGUAUUUUUUCUAAAUUCGAUCUUUUGUAAUACAACUUUAAUAUAAAAUAUAUUAAAAACUAUUAAAAUUUAUAACUAACUUGAUAAAUGUUUACAAAUUAAUUUUAUAAGAACAUAAAAGACUGUUUAAUACCCUAUUAAAAACCCUCAAACUUUGUUAACUAACUUUAAGAUCUGUAAAUAAAAUCAAACUAAUUUAUAUAAAA